Molecule: messenger RNA, 1596 nt
Organism: Heterobasidion irregulare TC 32-1
Lineage: Eukaryota; Fungi; Basidiomycota; Agaricomycetes; Russulales; Bondarzewiaceae
Exons: 8
Coding region: 1-1596 (531 amino acids)
Biological process (GO): transmembrane transport
Cellular component (GO): membrane; endoplasmic reticulum
Source: RefSeq, a predicted model, not a curated record
AUGGUCUCUUCUACCACCGGCACCCCCGUCUGGCCCUUGUUAAAGACCGUCUUCUCCUCUAUCCUUGAGGUUUUCCUAACAUGCCUGGCAGGCUUCAUACUGGCACGUAAGGGUAUCUUGGACAAGAAGACACAAAAGGCAAAUGACGCACAGCAAAUCAACCAUCUAAACAUAUCCCUGUUCACACCAUGCCUUCUCUUCUCGAAGGUUGCGUUCUUCCUGUCACCCGCUAAAUUGAGAGAGCUAUGGAUUAUCCCUCUAUUCUUCUGCGCUGUGACUGCUGUGUCCAUGGCGGUGGCGUGGCUUCUUGGAUGGAUGUUCAGACUCAAGCGCUCGCAAAGGAAUUUCGCAAUGGCGGCUUCUAUGUUCAUGAAUUCCAAUUCCCUUCCCAUCGCUUUACUACAGUCACUUGUUGUCACUGUUCCGGGUCUCACUUGGGGAGACGACGAUAACACAGACGCCAUGGUAGGACGCGCAUUGACAUAUCUGGUGCUGUGCAGCACGCUCGGGAUGAUCGUGCGAUGGAGCUACGGUGUGCGCCUGCUUUCUCAAGCCGACACUGAGGGUACGGAGCCUCAAGGUCUCCAAGACGAGUCAACUCUUCUGUUAGACAGUGAGCAGACUCUGGUGCCCGAAUUAGCUCAAGAACAGCAUCCAAACUUGGCCGAACCGGAGGACUACCUGAAUCACCAACCCCUCAUCCCUUCUAUUGCUGUGCACACUCCAGGGAAUCAGCGCUCCGUUUUCUAUUCUUUCCCAAAUACACCCUCAAUCUCACCUUCUGAGCUCCCUCCUCUAACGCCUGAUGACGGACUCACGACUGACGAAUCUGACAGUGAGACGGACGAUGAUCUUGAUUUUCCACAUCCUCUUCCGCGUCACACCACGGUGCCGAGCUCGACCCGCACACAAGCAUUUUUCCGUCGCACGAAACACCGCGUGUUGACGACCUUCCGGAAGCUGAACAGUUUCAUGACCGCACCUCUUUGGGCCGCGCUCCUCUCGUUGGUGGUCGCCCUCAUCCCUGCGCUCCAGCACACUCUCGAAGUGCAUAUGAAGCCCGUCAAGGGUGCCGUCAGCCAGGCGGGUAACUGCUCCAUCCCACUUACACUCGUCGUCCUUGGCGCGUACUUUUACCGGCCCUCGUCUGAAACCGGCUCCAGAGAGACGCGAUGGCAUCGCGUACGCUCUCAAGUGUCGCUCGUCGACAGCGUGCGCGAGAUGUUCAGUCUUAAAAACGGUCGUACAAGCACCAGAUCGCCACCGCUGAAGAAGGAGAGCAGUGGGGAGGGAAAGACGGUGUUUGUGGCGAUCGCGGCGAGGAUGGUGAUCACGCCGGCAUUAUUCUUGCCUCUUAUGUGUCUGGGUGCAUGGUUGGAUUUGCCAACUGUGUUCGAGGACCCUGUGUUCGUGCUGGCCCUUGUGCUGUUGUGCUCAUCGCCGCCAGCUCUAACCCUUGCCCAGAUUACGCAGGCGGCAUCUGGCGAUGCAUUUGAGCGUCUGAUCAGCCGGACCAUAUUCUGGUCUUACUGCAUUAUCACCCCGCCUGCAACGAUUAUCUACUCCGUGCUCGCGAUGAUCAUCGCAAAGCUGUAA